Molecule: messenger RNA, 477 nt
Organism: Candidula unifasciata
Lineage: Eukaryota; Metazoa; Mollusca; Gastropoda; Stylommatophora; Geomitridae
Source: the annotation of a GenBank genome assembly
AUGGUACAAGAAUAUGACAUGAACGCACCCCCUUAUGCUCCAUUUUUCGGAGUAAUGGGCGUGACUGCAUCUAUGGCAUUUUGUGCUCUGGGAGCUGCUUAUGGCACCGCUAAAUCUGGAACGGGCGUCUCCGCUAUGGCGGUGAUGCGUCCUGAGCUGGUGAUGAAGUGUGUGAUUCCGGUGGUGAUGGCGGGUAUCGUGGGCAUCUACGGCCUGGUGGUGGCGGUCAUCAUCUCCCAGGACAUCUCCUCAGAAGACUACACACUCUACAAAGGUUUCAUUCACCUUGGAAGUGGCUUAAGUGCGGGCUUGAGCGGCAUGGCGUCAGGGUUUGCCAUAGGUAUCGUUGGAGACACGGGCGUUCGAGGCACAGCCCUGCAGCCGGCCGUCUACACCACCAUGGUUCUGAUGCUCAUCUUCGCUGAGGUGUUGGGGCUGUACGGACUUAUUGUAGCCCUAAUUCUUACAUUUAAAUAA